This is a messenger RNA of Staurois parvus, 288 nucleotides long. The record is from the annotation of a GenBank genome assembly. NCBI's taxonomy places the organism in Eukaryota, Metazoa, Chordata, Amphibia, Anura, Ranidae.
CCCCCGGGCAAUAGGGGAUCAUGGGGCCCCUGUGUCCUUGCCCAAAUUCAAAAAAGCCUAUGAAAAAGGUACCAGGGGCAUCUCUGACCCCGGGCCCUUGGGCAGUGCUCGAGUUUCCAAAUGGUCAGUCCGCCUCUGGUCAGCACACCUCCCCAGAGAACCACAAAAGCUGCCUGAAAAACCAGAGUUCAGCUAGAGAGAUUGAGUACGCCUAUAUCUAACCAUAAUACAACAUGUAGACCAAUGCAAUCUGCGAAAUGUGUCCAAGACUUUCAUUUUGCAAGAAUA